Molecule: messenger RNA, 20698 nt
Organism: Podarcis lilfordi (Lilford's wall lizard)
Lineage: Eukaryota; Metazoa; Chordata; Lepidosauria; Squamata; Lacertidae
Source: the annotation of a GenBank genome assembly
GUCGCCGGGCGUCGCCUCUUAACAACAGGCCGAGGCGGCUUCACGUUUCCCUCUUCGCCUCACAAGGGGGCGUCGAGGCGUUACUAUGGUAGUCACAAAAGGAUGGCGGGGAGGGGCUUGUCCUCUGAUUGGCCCGCGCGCGGACCAAUGAGAGUGCCCAACCUCCGCCGGAAAUCCGCGGCCAAAAGGAUGAGUACCUAGCUCCGAUGGGUGCAAGCUGGGAGGAGGAGCAGCGGCUGGGGCAGGCGAGCCGAUCGCGGUGAGCUGGCGGAAGGCAGGGGGUGCGCGUGGCGAGGUGUUCUUGCGUUACCUGGAGUCGCGGCCCGCCCGCCGUGAAGUCGGUGGAAGGAUGGGCGCGAGGGCGAGGAGUGCGCAUGUGCACUGCCCGGUGCGGCCUUUGCAACGGUGGCUGAGGAGGACCAGAUUUCUCUCCCCCCGCCCGUCCUCCUUCCUCUCCCUCAGGAACGCGUUUGUUCGAGCUGACAGCCCGGCCUGCGCUCGAGGGCGGUGGCGGGCGCGGGAGGUUUCCGCCUUCGAAGCUGAAGGUCUGCUGAGUGGGGAGGGGACGGCGAACGGGGGUGGGGAUGGAGGGGAAAGAAGGUGGGUGCCCAAGAGGUUCUGGGGCUCCCGAGGCAGGUAUGACGGGUCUCACCUGGCAGGGCUGUUGCCUUGGAGGAGGGAGGAGGGAAAUGGUUCCGUGGUGCCUCUCGGUCCACCUGGCCUGGCGCCUGCACUUUGAGCCAGCAGCACCUUGACAAGCCGAAGUCCAGCAGGUAGAGCCUUCCCCCUCCAUCCCUCCCAAAUUGCCAGCGAGGGGAUUGGAAAUUAGGUGUGGCGGGGGACGGACGGACGUUCACCUGCUGAACUUCUGCUAGCUGGAAGGCACAUAUGCAAAGGCGCCCGUGUUAUCCCUUCCUUUCCUGUGCCUUUUGAGCUAGCAGCUUAACAAGCAGAAGUUCAAAGUCUUCCCCCCUCCUUUCCUGGCAAAAGAGUAACUAAAAAAUAAAACUUCACCUGCUGAACUUCUGCUUGACAUGCUGGUGGCUCGCAGGAGCAAAGCCACUUUUCUUUAAAAAGUGGGUGAUGCUCUUUUUCAUCUCUCUCUCUCCCUGUGAGGCGCGGGGGGGGGGGGGGCUUCAUUUGUUGAGGAUUUGGUUGCCAUACUGCUGGUACAAAGGUGCAGGGCCAUUCAGGGUACCAGCCUUGGCUCGUCAUUUUGACAAGUGGCUCAGCAGGUGAAGCUUCCCUGGCUUGAUUAAAAUUAACACAAUGGAAGAAAGGUAAGCAGGUGAGUAAGUGUUUGCUUGUCAAGAUCCUGGCUCACAGUGGCAAGCCUGCCUUUUAAAAGUGGUAUGCUAGAGUAUAAGGUGAAAUUUUUUUGUUAUAUCUCAAUGAGAAAAAAUUAACUUAGAUGCAAUACUUUUUAAUUUUACCUCUUGUUACUAUUUCUCUUAUUAAUAGUAGUAUUUGAACUUCAGUUGGUGAAACCUUCUACAUCUCUUUCCCCACCACCACCCCAAAAGACAGCUUAUAGACAUGAGAGGUUGGCACAAAACAAAAUGUGACAUAUUCAGAGCAAGGGAAAGAAGGUGAGAAGAGGCUAGUCAUUUGAAGCCAAAUGUACCUGAAUGGUGCCUCCUUUGUGGAAUUGGAAAAGAUGUUGGUGAGGAGCACUUGAUGGACCAGUGGAUUUCCUUGCGAGCCAAAAGAGCAGGUAUCCACCAUCUGGGUGAUGGAGGUGGAGGGGUGGGGUUAGAGGUGCAAGAUGAGUUUUGGUCCAAAAGGUGUUGCAUUUCUGGGAAGUUAAAUGGGGUGAGUGACUCAUGAGUAGAAGGGGUCUGAGUAAAGUACAGUAGUGUCUCCCUCUGGGGAUGGAAGCUCUGCUUCUGGCAGCCGGUGAGGCUUAGGUGGAGAAGGAAUUGGAGGUAAAGGGGUUGUGUGUAAACAACAUUGCUGGGGAAUGGUUAUUUCUGGAGGGUGAGGAGAGUCACCUCAUAAGGGAGAAAUGGAGAGUUCAUUUCUGGUUUAGGGGUUAGUAGGGUAAAGGUCUAUGUUGAAUGCUGGGUUGUAAUAUGACUGGGUACAGGAAUGCUCUCCAAAUGAUGGAGAGACAACAUGUUGAAGAAAAGGUAGCUAGGAAGUUAGCUGGGUUAGGGACUUAGGUUGUUGGAUUUAUGCGGCCUAUGUUGGAGAACCUCACUUCUGGUGAGUGAAGAUAGAUGUGAGCUUCAAAUUCUGUGCUGCUUUGUAUCUGCCACCCAUUCUGUGGCUUUUACACAAAGAGCUAUUGUUCCUAAGAGUACUGUGCUAAUUCUCUGUGAAUGCCUCUUGGGAGGUUGUGUUGUUUCCUUGCUGAUCAAGGGUGCACCUGUGUGGGCUUCACAUAAGCACCUGGCUGGCUGCUGUGUUGGAUGAGGUAGACCUCUGGUUUCUUCCAGCCACCCAAUCAGUAAGUAAAUUAAGUCAGUUGAAUAUAUUGGUAACACAGUCUGGGUUGAAAUAAAGAGAUCCCUACCACUAAGCCUGCUCUCAAAGAUGUAUGUGGUUUUUUAACUGUAAGCUUUCUCACCCCACCGUUUUUUUGCUUAUUUUGUUCUCGUUUUCUCCCCUCAGCUCUCUGGGGUUUAUCUGCCUGUGAAAUGGUUGAACUAAAUGUUUAGGCAGCACCAUUUCAUCUGACCUAUUUCGGCUCCUCUCUUCAUCAUUAGGGAGUUCAUCUGCCUUGGUGCAUACCCUUGCAUAUUGCAACCAAAUCAGUUAGGUGGACAAAUAUAGGUGUCCAGAAUCUGACAUAUAAGAAGGGUUGCUAUAGGAGAUUAUUAAGAGGCACUGGGGUGGGGAGGUGUGACAGCAUUUCAAUGGACCUGGCAGACGAGUUUAACCUGUUGCUAUUUCUCAACUAGCCUAUUUUUAUGUUGCAUGCUCAUAAGGUGAGCUCAUGCCUCUUUGAAGAUGGCUUGCGAAGAGUAUAUAUAAACUCAGAGGAAAGGAAAGGAGAGCCAUAGUGGGGGUCAUGAAUAAAACUUGCUAAAAUGUACAAAGAAGUGGAUCAUGAAUACAGGACAGAGAGGGGAAAACACUGGAGAAUCUGCUAUUAAUUUUUUGGGGAUGUAUUAUGAGCCCUGCUCAAGUCCCUCUGAAAUGAAGAGAGACUGUACAACAGCAAAUACUGACUGCAUUGUUCAGAAUCCAAGGUGUUUCAUGGUUGGGUGUGCUUGUUAGUUCCCCUUCCUUCUCCUGUGAAACAUACAGUGCCCUUAGCAAGAGUUUGCCCUUCAGCUGUCUGUUUAAAACAUGUGCACAGUUAAUUUGCUGUAUGGUCCAUGCAGGGAAAGAGUAUUGUUAGUAUAUGCGCUUUUGGGUAACCAUAUUUAUUUGUUCAGGAACUGCUUCACACACACUCGUUUAGCAUUAAAACCUUAAGCUAGUGCCAUGGGAAGCACACAUACGGUGUUCCUUUAGUUGUAGUUCAUAUAUGGCAUGGGUAGCUAUAUGAAUUAUAGCUGUAUUGGUGUGUGUGUGUGCGUGCGCAUGCAGAUCUAUGAUAACAGGUUGGAUAAUUAAUAGACCUAAGGAGGAGGAUACAGCUGGAUAUUCAUUUGGUAUUGUUUUAAUCACCCAGUGGCAGAAACAAAACAAUUUCUGCCUCUUGAGGGGAUAGUAGUGGUUUAAACGCUGUAUAGAAAUUUCAAAACAGAUUGUUUUGUGAAAUUCUUGGUAAGUACUGGUUGUGAGAAUUCCCCGCCCCCCAUUUUUUUUAUUCUAAAUCUGCUCCAUCCUUGAACCUAACUGGGUUCUUGUAACUGAGGCUUAAGAACAUAAAAGGGUGAGUUAAGGGCUGCAAUCUAUAAGAGGACACUUGAAAUAAAAGUGGAAGUUGUUGAGUGCUAGUGUUCAAGAGCUUGUCAACCUCCUUUGACUAUAUUACUGAGUUUAACUUGUUGCAUAUUAUAGAACAUGAGACAGUAGCUUGAGAGCAGCAUAUAUAUCUGGAGCUUGUUGAGAUUCCCUUGGAAGUAUUGUAUACUUUAUUCCAGGAUUGAGAAAAAGCAGUGGAUGCUAAAGUCAGGUUACUGUACAGACUUUUCUGUUUUAUAACAGAUCUAGCAGAGGAUUGCCAACUCUGAGCUCAAAAUCAUUUUCUAAGCUGUGUUCCUUCUUUUUGCAGAAAUGCGAAAUUAGCUAUACUCUUGGCUAACUUGUGUUAACUGGGAAUGGUGCUGACUGGGACUGAUGGUAGUUAAGAAGAGCUUGCUGGAUCAGGUCAACAGCCCAUUCUGUUCUCACAGUGGCCAACCUGAUGCCUAUGGGCAACCUGCAAGCAGGACCUGAGUGGAACAGCUCUCUGCCCACCUGUGAUUCCCAGCAACUGAUAUUCAGAGGCAUACUGUCUCUGACAGAGAAGGUUGAGCAAAGCUAUCAUGGCUAGUAGCCAUUGAUAGCCUUAUCCUCUAUAAAUUUGCCAAAUCCUCUUUUAAAACCAUCCAAGUUGGUGGCCGCCAUUGCCUCCUGUGGGAAUGAGUUCCACAGUUAGUACUUCUUCACACCAUGCAUAGUUUAUUUUAUCUGGCCUGAACAUUCAGUUUCACUUGAUGGCCAUGAGUUCUAAUGCUUUAAGAAAGGGAGAAGUAGUUAAGGUCAUCUUGUAAACCACAGAGCUUUUGUGGUGGAAUAAAGCCACAUAAAACAGGAUGUAGUGAUGGAAACCUAUUGAAACAAUCUAUUGUCCCUUUGGGGAGGGAGAUAUUAUUUAGCCAAUUAGCUUACUAGGUUUAGCAUCAAAAUGAUAAGAUUGGGUGUACUAAUGAGAGUACAAAAUGUAAAAGCACAUGGAGAUCUGGUCUCUCAGCCAUUUCGGAAGCAUCCAGGGUAUGGGAGUGGUCAUCAUUUCUACUCUUCUUAAGAUCCUGUAGUGUUGAAUGCUCUUGCAUGACAAGGUGUGUAAGAAAUUUGUUUAUAUGAUCUCACCUCUGUUUUCCCUGCCCUUGUUAAAUGCAGAUUGGAUGGCUUUAACAUGCUUUUUGUGGGGCUGCCUUUCAAGUUUGGAAACUUCAGCUAGUACCAAAUAUGACUGCCUAGUUUUUGGUGGGUGACAGGUGGCCAGAACAUGUGACACUGAUUUUUGUAUCUGUUGCACUCGUUGCCAGUGUAUUUCUGGGCCCAGUCCAAAGUCCUGGUUAUGACCUUUAAAGCCCUCCAUCAGCUGAGGCUGAGUUUCUUGAAGGACUGCCUAAACCCCUGCACUGCUGCUCAUAUGUUGAGAUAUACAUUCAGUGUCUGCUAGUGAAGGCAAACAGGCUGGCAGAAACUCUGAACUGGACCUUUUCAAUGGUGGUCCUAAACUUAUGGAAUUCAAUUCCUGAAGAGGCUAGAGACCGCAUCCUGUGUAACUUUCCAAGCUUUAAACAUGGUAUCAGAGAAUACCUGCUUAUUGGAAUGUGGAUAAUUUUAUUGUGGUCCUUUUACUCACAAUGAUUCUGUUGUUAAUGUUUGGUUGUGCAUUUUGAGUAGCUGUUUAUGGUUUGGAUGUAUAUUUUAAACCUGAUGCAAGCUGCUUUUGUAGAAGAUUUCCUUUAAAAAGUGGGCUAUAAAACAAAAAAAGAUUUUGUUGAGAAGUGAUCAAAUUGGUUCUUCUGCAUUUGCAUACAAAAACCUUCUGUAAUGUAUCUGGUAGAGGCAUACUGUAUUCAGUUUAGAGAUCAGCUAUUAGCUCAUCAAAUCAAAAUUAUAUUGGAGUUUUCAUUAGAGAUGUAUGAACUGUUGUGGUAAGAAUAUAGUUUUUUCCAUAGAAAAGGCUUCAUGGGAUACAAACGCAUUAGCAUAUCAGCUGGGAUAUAUUUUAAGAAGGGGGUAUCUGAAAUUGCCAUUGUUGUUUGGUGACUGUCUUGAAAGCAUGACAUUAAUGGUUGAUCAACACAAAACUUUAGUUCAGCAUGGGGUGUGUAUCAACAACAAUAAGUACAGUGGGCCAACUUGCUCAAACAACAUAAAGAAUACUCAGUUCCAACAAGAUUGGCUCAUGUAUGUGAGGCCUCAUCCGCUCUGUGAGCUCUGUGACCCAGGAAAUGUUAACUCCAAGUGCUGAUGUAAUAGGUUUAUCUUCUAAGUAUACUUCUUAAUUAAAGAUACAGAAGAUUACUAGAAGAGUAGCAUACAACAAUGGCAGGACAUGCUAUAUUCAGAUGCUGAAAUCUCAUUUUCCUAAUGCUAACUAUUUAGGAAGUUAGAAGAGUGGUAACAUCUACACCAUUCUUACUUUCUAAUGAGUGCAAUGAAUUUGUCCUAAAACCCUUCAAGUAACCAUGGGUCUAUUAGAUGGGACUAGAAAGAGAUGUACAAUAAGGUGACACUUGUGUCUUUUACUGUUCCUUUGAAGCCUGAGUUGCAGUGAGUCAUAGUAUACUGUAGUAGAUUACUUUGAUAAUCUAUUAAGGGAGAAGUUUCAUGCAAUGAUACAUGAGUUGUUCCCACUGACAAUAAAAAUGCUACUUGGCCUCUACUGCUUGUUUUCCUGAGGGUGCGACUACAUGUUGCAGUUAAAACACGAGGUUCCUGAGUCCACACCAUAAUGCGAUGUGGGGCAUUUGUGAGAGGGGGUGGUCUUUAACUCUUCCCCACCUGCUAUAUCUGAUCUGCCAGUGUUGCUUUUCGAGACUGCUGCACAUCAUUUGACUCCCUCUCUCCCUCCUUCCAUGUUCUUAAACCAGAAAUAAGUAGGGGGGGGCAGGCUGCACCCCCUGUUCCUGAGGCUUCUGAUCUUCCCUUUCAAGUGCUCCACUCCUGCAUUUUUGUCAUCUUGCCAAACAAUGGUUUGGAAAUAUGUGUUUCCUAAGGUAACGCCCUGUGCUGCCUUGUGGAAGCCCAGCUGAGUGCAAUAAAUACAUACUUCAUAUAUCUGAGAAUCGAACUAUGUGGGUGACCCUGAGCAAAAUUGUAUAACUUGAAUGCUGAAAUUGCACACAUAACAACACCAACACCAACAACUAAAACAACUAGAAGUUCCUUUCUCUGCCAGAGCUUUGCUGAUGGUUUGACUCAUGAUAGCAGCUAAAAAGCCCUUGGUUAUACGGGUUUUAUCUGGAUAGCUUGGGAAGGGCCGUGGCAUACUUGGUGCUGUCUGUGAAAACAAAGGUGAGGUUACCUGAUUAGGUCCUACUCGUUUUUAACAAAAUAUUCUCGAGUGCUUCACAAAGAUAGAUAUCGUGCUAGUCCUCUCGCUCAGCUCCAGUAAAAUAUCACAGGUAAAACAACCUGUUCAGUGGCCAUGAAACCGUGCUGCAAUCUUGAAAGAGAAUUGGGAGGGUAUGUAGAGACUAUUGACAAGUGGUUUAGGUUGUAUAACAUGUUUGGGGUGUCUCUUAAUAUUUGGGUGGAAUCACAAUAUGACCAACAGGACACUGAUUUGGUAACUUCACUUUUUUGUUUCUAGGGCAGAAGCUAAUCCCAGAAAGCUGGCUAUCUGGGUGGCAUAGCAGAUUUACCACCCUCUACUCGGAAUACACGUUAUGAACCCUUUCUGGAGCAUGUCUACAAGUUCUACACGCAAGGUGGGGUGUGGCUGACUGCAAGGCAGGCCAUUUUGAGUUGAUGAAAUGUGUACUAUAUGACGCUCUCCCCUCCCCCUUGGGUUUUAUUAUAUUCUGAAAGAGUAUCCAAAGGAUCUUUAAAUAAUAUAUGCUAAUCGGAAACCUGAUGUGGAUUAAAAAUUACCAUCAUGGGAUCCACUAGAAAGGAAACUUGAAUGCAAGAAAGCUCAGCUUAAUGUUUCAGUUGAACUAUAAUCACAGGCCUUCUCAGGGUGACCUUUCUGAUUACAUUUUCUCCAAAAGUGGGGAUUGCUCACAAGAGAUUUUGGAUAGUAGUUUAAACAGAUCAUCUGGUGAGGCAAAUAUAUAUGUGGACCAUUUUAAAAGCAUACUUGGGUGUGUUUCUUAACUUGUGGCCAGAUCUCAGCCAGUUCCAAAGUUGACAGUAGCCAAUUUUAUAUAAUUGCCAAAUUCAACUAAGCAAUUGGAUAUAUCAUAACUGUUUGGACUGGCAGGAUAUGUUUUAAGUCCUCUGUUCAGUACCCAAACUGGAGUGUUAGUGAAUAUGAAUUGGAGUGCUGACCAUUGGAUACAACUGGAACAAUUACCCCCCCCCCCCAUGUUUUACAUUUUCUAACAGAGAUCUGAAACAGAAGAAAAGGCUCUGGUUGGCGAGCUGAAGAACAGUCCUCCACGCACCACUCAAAAAAAGCAGCUGCCUUCGAUUCCCAAAAAUGCUGUGCCAAUGACCAAGCCUGCUUCACCCGCCCUUUCAGCGCAGUCUACAAAUGGGACACAUGCCUCCUAUGGACCUUUCUACCUAGAAUACUCUCUCCUGGCAGAAUUGUACGUUUUUGUGUGUGUUUUCGGUUCAGAAAUUCCUUAUCAAUGCUUAUUUUUCAUUAUAAUAGUCUGUUGAGGCCAAAAAGCAAUGUUUAAAAUAAACAAUGUGUUAGCUGGUUUUGCAUGCUGCAUUCACUUUGGUGGCAAGUGAAGUGAGGCAGUUUCCUGAGGGUUGAUCUUCUGUGCAGGAGCUGAAGAGGGAUUCUUUGAGCAGCUGGAAUUAUGUGACAUUUGUUUUCAAAUGCUCCUUGAAAGUGUGGAGAGCUGCAAUUGGCCAAUUGUUAAUAUGUAGUAUCUUUUGAGGCUAGUUAUUUAUAGACUCAAUAUACCACACAGUAAACAAAGUAUCUAGGUGGUGAAAGUAGCACAUUCAUAAAGCAGUGUAAACAUACUUAGUAUCGGUAGUGAUACACAAUAGCCAAAGGUUGAGCUAUAGGUCAGAAAAAGCCUGUGUAAACAGAAGGAGCACCUGAAGCAAAGUAACCAAAUCAUCAUCAUCAAACCUUUUAUUGGCAUCACAUAAAACAUCCAAAACAAAUCAAUACAGAAUUACCACUUCCCCAGUGGCACAAAACAUUUGCUAAAAGAAAGUAGGCAGAGCAGUCUAUCGUCACAAAGUAACCAAAUGUGCUGGCUUAAUAGAAUGCAAAUUCCCUUCCAUUCUUCAAGGUUUGGGGAACCGUUUGUCCUGCUGCCUUUAUUAGAGCAAGUUGCUUUAAAAAAGUCAUUAGGUCCAUUCCAGUCUUUUUCACACUGCAUUGUGCCCAAGGGAUAUGGAGUGGGACUAGGCAAAUGAAGGGGUAACACCACAUAGGAUUUACCUGGGUGAUUCUCAUUCAGUUCUAUGGGACUAAGUCAACAGGCCACAAAGUAGGGCACAGUUCAAGGAGUGCAAAACUUGCCCCUGGCAGUAGGGGCCCAGGCACUCACUACAGGGGCCUCUCAGUGGAGAACAAUACGUUGCUAUGUGCAAAGCACUCACAUAGACUUAUUAUUUCACCAAAGUCUCCUUUUAUGUGGCCCAGCUGCACAUCAUAACUGGUAGUUCAUUAGCAAAAUUGUUGAAAAAGAGAUGGAGUUAAUAGCAGUGUAUUUCAAUACAUGAGAGGGACAGCACUAUAUGAAUAAGAGUGGAUCUGUGCGAUUCUCUCUUCCACUGUGUGUGAACUCUUGUUAUCCUGUAGUAGCUUUUGCUCUUGUAAAGAUGUCUGUUGUAAGCUGGGACAUAGCAAAAGGGCAAGUUGGAUUAAGGCUGCCUUCUGCCUUGCUGGCUUACAGCUGAAUGUGUGGAGCCCUUUCAUAAAUUGUACAGCUCCCAUGUGGAUCUCCUUUGCAAAAAUUGCCAAGUCUAGUGGCUAUAGUUGUGAGCCUGCCUUUAGAAGGGGAGACAAGCCAGCUUAGUAAACGAGAGUACUUUCCUCAUGCGGCUGUAGAACCUGAACCAGGAACAGAAAAUGAGUGUUAUAAGCUUGCAGAGUUUAAAUCAUUUUCUGUGAUUCAGGCUUUGCUGGGGGCACAGCUGGUGACGGGGCUCAUUAUUGUUCUGUGGGCAGGCUUUGUUCAAGUAAACAGGCUUGCAUGCUUCAGCUACUGAAAAGCUUGUUGAUGAAAGCUUAUUUGAGACACACUUGGCAAAAUGCCGCCAUGGCCAUCGCUUUACUGUCAUAGGAUGGCUGGGUAAAAUUCCAUUCAUUAAUGCUGUGGUGUUGGGAACACAACUCUCUUGUUUUCGCAGUUGUCUUUCAGCAGAAGUGAAGGCUUGGAUCUCUUCCCUUAGGAUUGUAAUCUGGUCAUGUUAUGUAAUGUAUACCAGAAACUGUGGGGGAAAAUGAUCAAAAGUCAUCCUCCAAACAUGUGUGAACUUUGUCUGUAGCAGCCAAGGAGAGCACAAAGGGACAAGCUUCUGUUUUACUUAUCUGAUGCAUUCAUUGUCGCUGUUCCUAUAACUUCAUUCAGUGUGCUGCAGGCAGGACUAGAAAGCAGUUUUAUGUAUCUACCCUUUACCUGACGGUCACAGGGUAGAGACAUACAUAGUCUAAACCAAAAUCAAAUAAGAUUGAAACAAAUGCACUUUGUUUACAAAUAAAAUCUGCAGGGACAGAAAUUAAAUUGUCCAAUAUACCCCUCACCAAAUGCAUCAGUUACAUCAAAAGCCUCAUCCACUAGGAAGCUUCUUUGUGUAUCUGAGUGAUGGAAAGAGAGAUUGACUUUAGCCUUAUGGAGUAUGCUUGCUUUGUUGCAUUUAUACGCCGCCUUCAUUCUAUCAUAGAACUCCAUGUGGCAUAUAUGGAGAUUCCCAGUCUCCCUUUCAGAUGCUGACCAGAUUCAGACCUUCUUAGCUUCAUCAAGGUUGCUGUAUUGCCUGCCUUCAGAAACCAUAGCCCUGCCCCCUUCCCACACUUGCAUUUAUGGUUUGUUCUCAUUGCUGGCUUCUGUCUUGAUGCCUGCUUCCAUUUCUGUACCUGUCUUUUACUCUGUCCAAGUGAGUCCCUGAAGCCAAUAAAAUAGCUGGCUGACUGUUUUGGUUUAUUACAAGCUUGCAAAGGCCUGUCUGAUAUUUAAAGUGCAUUUCUGUUGCUCUUGCAAGUGGGUUGAGUGUGGCUGGCAUUGAUUCGGCUUCUCUGAUGUCAGAAAUAACCUUCUUGCAAAGCCUUGACUUGUACUGCCUGCUGGUUCAGGGCAAUGGGGAAACAUCCAGUCCUGAGAUUCACAGGCAACUCCUCUAGAUAAAUUGGAGUGCACUUUGGCUGUGCACAUGUGGAAGGGGAGAGGCUUUCAAGUCAGUGUCUUCCUGUUGCAGGUAGGCUGGCUGGCUUCUGAACGUUUUUGGUGGUGAGGAAGAAACAUCCUUAGCUGUUUAAGUAAAAAGAUCAUGGGAAAAUUCACUGUGUACUCUAAUUGAGAGGCUUUGAGUAGGGGUUUGUGUAUGCCACUUUAAACCUAACUAGAUGGAUUAUGUUUCUUUACAGCACGUUGGUUGUGAAGCAGAAGCUGCCAGGUGUCUAUGUGCAACCUUCUUACCAAUCAGCAUUAAGUAAGUAUAUAUCUCGGGUUUUCUUCCUAUAGCAAAGCUAUUUAUUUUUUACAUCUCAUCAUCUUUCUUUUUUUCUUUUGCAGUGUGGUUUGGAGUAAUAUUCAUAAGGCACGGGUUGUACCAGGAUGGUGUGUUUAAAUUUACAGUCUACAUCCCUGACAACUACCCAGAUGGUGACUGCCCAGUAAGUAUCAGUAGGCUGAAACGUUCAUCAUUUGUGGACUUACUUAGAUGGCUGUGGGGCAUGUGAUGUUUCUCUUCCAGUACAGGACUUUGCUCAGCAAGCUAGACCAUGGCGGAACAGGCAAUUCUGGUUUGCAUAAUAAAUACUUUGCAUUUAUAGAGCUCUUUUAAAACAUUCAGGAGUGCUUCAAAUAUAUUAUUAUUAUUGCAGCCUUUAAGGUAGAUCAGUAUAUCUCCAUAUUGCUGGUGACAGCUAUUAUUAUUUAAGGGUUUGGGUUUUUUUUACUCUGCAUUCACCAUAAGGUCUUAGGGAAGGUUACAACAAUUUUAAAAUCAGUAUUAAAAUCUUUUAAGGAGAAUGGGGUGGCUGAUAAAAUACAUAUGCAGGGCGAGUCUUUUAAAAGAGGCCCUGUGGAACAUGUGUACUCUGUAUCCAUGAGGCCUCUUUUAAAGGACUCACCCUGUAAUAGUUUGCCUAAGGGCACCUAGUGCAUUUGUGGCAGGAGAGAUUUGAACCAUUCUCUUAGCUAUUCAUAUGACGCCAACUCUAAAGCUUCCAUUUAUUGUCAGCAGAGGGCAAUUUCUUUCUUCUCUGGUUGUACCAAGUCUCUGUUCCUAGCAAGUGAGAUUGUUUCAGAUUCAGCUAUGAGAUUUAGUUAUCUGUAGAAACAUCUGCCUGCCAUAGCUUUGUUCUCUUAGUUAAAUGAUCUGGCCACAUCUGCUGUGCACAGUUAUGUUUUUAUUGCUUUCGGAGAUCUGCUUUUAAAAUCAGACUUCUUGGAUUAAACAGCGGAACGUUCUUGUUUACCAACUUCAGUUACCUCUGUUGGCUCUGGCAGAUCUCAAAAGGCAAGAGAGUCAGCCAAGCGUGGAUGUUUUUAUGGCAAUGGGCAGAGCAGCUUUUGGCAGAACACAGUGGUAGAGGCUACUUUAAGCUUUAAAGAGAAAUUAACAGUGCUUAAAUUUAAAAGGCAUUUAAAUAUUUAACAUGGUAUCUACUAGGAGUGUGCAUGGUCAACAAAGUUUGUCUCUUAACUGUGUCACUGCAUUAAAAAAAUAUUGCGGUCUGUUUGAGUUGCUCUGUGCUCCUCCGCUUGAUUCUGUUAUUAAGUGUUCUGAAAGAUGAUGAUGAUGAUGAUGAUGAAUUAAGUGUUCUGGGCUUCACUAAAUAAAAAGAAGCCUGAUUCUCUGUUACUUGCUCCCCGCACCCCUCCACUAAGCCAAUCCACAUCCCUAUGAUCCACCAGCAGCACAUUUUAGCCAAUUGUAAACGCUUUUAGAUUAGGUAAGUGACCCCUUAGCCAAAUGGUAUCCACAAGAAAUUAAAAUAAAAAGUUUUUUGACCAACUACCAUGCAUGCCCCCCCCAUUCCUAAUUGUAUUGCCUCUUUCUAUGGAUAUAAUUGUAAGAUGCAUUGAGAACAAAUUGUAGCUGAAAAGUGAUGUACAAACUAGAUUUAGUUCUGGUUUCCCAGGAAAUGCAAUGCAAUAGUCAUUUAUUUUAGUCCUUUAUAUCCCACCUUUCAGGAUACAAAUCCUCUUGUGAUACCUUAACACAAAACAUUAAACUAGUUUAGUAAAGCAUUACAGGCUCAUUCACAUAGGACAGAUGAUUGAUCGCUUUGUCAGGGGACUGGGGAGGUGGAGAGAAGGUGCAGCUGAGGCAGGCUCUUUACCUACCUGGAAUUCAGUGUGCUCAUGGAGAAUUGUGCCUUUUGAGGGCUUGCAUUCUCUGAAGGUACAUCUCUGCUCCCUGCUCACCCAUGUCGUUUAGUUCAUUAAUACAGUGCCAGCCCAGAGCUGUCUUUUCUCUAGCUACCUACCACAUUUGCUGAAGCCAUCAAAAGCAGCAACACUAAGUGCAUUUCAGAGGCUAAUUCUAAGAACAUGCUGUUCAAAACCAGUUGUGGAACCACUGCAGAAUUUAGUUAUAUGUAGAAAUAUCUCCUGCAUUGUGCUUGGAUACAGCUCCACUCAACAUUUCCCCUGCUAUGUAUAUGAAGCUUUUUUUCCUUUUUAAUAAUAAUAAUUUUAUUAUUCAUACCCCUCCCAUUUGGCUGGAUUUCCCCAGCCACUCUGGGUGGCUCACAGUAUAUAUAAGAAAAUACGAAAAUAUCAAACAUUAAAAACUUCCCAGUACAGGGCUGCUUUCAGAUGUCUUCUAAGUCAGAUACGGUGGUACCUUGGGUUACAAACACUCGGGUUACAUACACUUCGGGUUACAGACUCCGCUAACCCAGAAGUAGUACCUCGGCUUAAGAACUUUACCUCAGGAUGAGCACAGAAAUCGUGUGGCGGCAGCGGGAAGCCCCAUUAGAUAAAGUGGUACCUCAAGUUAAGAACAGUUUCGGGUAAAGAACGUAUCUCUGGAAUAGUAACCCAAGGUACUACUAUAGUUGUUUAUUUCCCUGACAUCUGCAGGGAGGGUGUUCCACAGGGAGGGCGCCACCACCGAGAAAGCCCUCUGUAACCUUGCUUCUUGCAGUGAGAGACGCUCCUUCAGGUAUACUUUUUAAGCUGCCUUAGGAAGGCUUUACUCUGAAAGGUGGCAUAUAAGAAUAGGCACCCUUUCAUGCUGCAUGUUAUCAAAACGUUAUAGAAUAUUGUUCUAGGUUUGUAACUAGUUAGUUGGCUGAGCUACAUAACAAUCUCUCCACUGACCAAAGAGGGAAGCAUUUUUAAUGCAAAAGGUUAGUUCUGCAUGCAAAGGGGUUAAUAGCCCGCCGGCUAAUCUGUAAGGUUGGUUAUCAGCUUGGUUUUAAAGUCUCCUUUGUCUUUCAGCGCUUGGUUUUUGAUCUGCCCAUCUUCCACCCGCUAGUAGAUCCCAUCUCAGGUGAACUGGAUGUGAAAAGAGCAUUUGCCAAGUGGAGGUUAGUGUGAUGUUCUAGAAUGCAAAUAUUGAACAGAAGUUAUGUCUGGGUGCUUCACUAAAGGUGCUGCUGUGGUUUUCUUCUGCUUCUCCUAAAGGCGAAACCAUAAUCACAUAUGGCAAAUACUGAUGUACGCUCGAAGGGUCUUCUACAAGAUUGACACAACCAUUCCUUUGAAUCCUGAGGCUGCUGUGCUGUGAGUUACUAUCAGGAUUGAACUUUCUAGAACUUCUCCAGGUUUUCUCACAAGUACAUGGAUAUUACCAAAUGUCAUGGAUUUUCCUAUAUGCAUCAGUUCCAGAAUUGUUUUUUAGCUGCAAGUUCCUAGAAUUGGCUUCUGACAUUUAGGCACACAUAUGUGAGGGGCCAACCUGGAUAGGAAGAUAGUUUUAGUGUGGUGUGGGUACAUGGCAAUUUAUUCUUCCUCUGCACUUGUGAUGUAAUGUGUCCUGCCCUGUAACUAACAUCAUGCAUUUGGGCAAAGAGCUUUGUGCUUUCCUGAUAGUUGAUAGCUGGGAGGUUGUAGGUAUGUGACCUUUCUCUAUUUUGCAUUGGCUGUGGCAGCUUUUCUCAACCUAGUGCCUGCAGAUAGCUUGGACUACAAAUAAGAGCUGGAGAUUAUAAAUGUUAUAGUUAAAAACAUUUGGAGGACACCAGGUUGGAGAAGGCUUGCUGCAGAACAGGAGGCUCACAGUUUAGCCUAAUUAUGCCAGUUGGGUGGAAAUGGCAUUUUGUCUGGGCCUUUCUCUUGUCUUAGCCUUGGCAUUGUGGCUAGCCCAACUCUUGAUAUUAAAGCUUUCCGAAAAAAUAAGGCACUGUUAUCCUCUGUGGAUAAAGGGAGAUUACAAAUCUCUGUUCUUCAUGCAUUGAUAAGACUGUUCUGAUUUCAUCUAAUGUGUCUCCUUUUUUGUCUUGGUUUCUCUCUUAGAUAUGACAAGGAUAUUCAACUUUUCAAGAGUAAGGUGGUUGACAGUGUGAAAUUAUGCAGCAGUCACUUAUUUGAUCCACCAAAAAUAGAGGAUCCCUAUGCAAUUAGGUAGGAAAUUGUACUACAGUUGUAAUGUGGCAUAUCAGCAUUCUCAGAACAGCAUAAAGUCUUAAGAUCAAAACACCUCUGCAACUAAAGUUUUUAAGAUACUUGUGCAUCAAAAAAAUGAAAGUUAAUGUGCUCCUAUUCACUUCUGCAACACGUAAGCAACAAAUACCUGUUCGUGCCAUGCCUCACUGGGAGAAGCUGUUGCAACUCUGCUGUGGCCCCGGCAGGAUGUCCCCAUCCUCCCUUGGCUUUGGCAUGGCAGGAAAAGGCACUUCCACCUCCUCUUGCUGCGCCAAUUCCCAAGGACUCACCUGUGUAGCCAAUCACAGGCAUUAUGAGGGGGUAGGGCUUGGGAGCAGAGCCAAGAGGGAACUUUUUCCUUCCUACCUACUCCCUGGGCAUAUAAAGCUGACUGUGCCGGAGCCCAGGCAGUAGUCGGCACUGGAUUCCCCUCCCUCCUUUUCAGGGAGUAAGAUUUGCUUUAAUUUUUGGAGGUAUACCCUUCCUGGACUUUGCUAUGGAUUACAUUGGUCAGUGUAUUUGGGGCCAGGGAUGAAUGUUCAUUGCAGAGCAAUUGUAACCGUCUAUGAGUUUUGCCUCCCUCAUAGCAAUUGUCACAACGUCUUUGUGGAAAAGGCAUUUGGUUGGAUCCUUAGUACAUGUGGGCAGAGGGUAGGGAGUCCCCCUGCUCUGCUGUCACAGGUAUCCUCCUAAAGGAGCCUGGGGAGUCAUUUUAUGUCCAGAUAUUCCACUCAGGAUUGGAUGGGCCAUAGUCCAUUGGUGAUAUUGGCAGGUUGCCUGGAUACGAUGCACGUUGCAGGGUUACCCUUAACCUUAGUCAACACCGUUUUACCAUCAACCAGCAGACAGACUGGUUGAUCUUGGGAGACGUACCUAAUGCCUACAUCAAACCGCCCAACAUCUGCAAUCAAUAAAAUUAAGACCUUAUUUUAUUCCAACGUGUUGACCUCUCUUCUGUUGUAUGGCUGCAUGUGCUUUCACCUUGCCACUGGCUCCAGUGCUGCUGGGCCUGCAAUGCAUUCCAGAUUCUUUUGUUGUGCUUGCUUGCAAACUGUGUUCUCUCUUUCCCUUCACCUUUCAGCUGGGAUGACUUCACCGUCACAGCAGCCCAACCUUCAAAUACUGUUUUAAAUUAAUCCUUUUAGCAUAAAUAGAAUACGUUUUGUAGCUGAAGUAAAUUUACCGAGAUUAUCUGUUCAGCAGCAUUCCUCAACCUGGUACCCUCCUAGAUGGUGUUAGACUAAUACUACUACUAUCCCUCCCAGCCAGCAUUGUCAGUGGUCAGGAAGUAUGGGAGUUGUAGUCCAAAAUGUCUAGAGGGCAGCAGGCUGGGAAAGCUACUGUAGAGUGAAUAAUUACUUUGCCAAUUUUGUUGUUCGAAGUGUGUAAGUAAGCACAAAUACUUGUGGUGUCCCAUAGAAAAGUGGCCAUUUUCAUUUGUAUUACUUUCAGACUUAUUGCAUGUCUCUUAAAACAAAUUUCUGUCAUACUAUGGAGACAUUUUAUUUAGAUUUUGGAGACCAGUUACAGGCUUAUGUUCUUAUGUGUUAACAGUUUUUCACCCUGGAAUCCAGCUAUACAUGAUGAAGCUAGAGAGAAGAUGUUGACCCAGAAGGUACGUAAGAGGGAUUGAGCUUGCUCCAAGUAGUUGGAUUUGAAAACAAGACAUAUUGAUUUGCUAUGAAGCACAACUGAUAAAAAGUUCUAUGCAAAUGAAAUGUUUCUAUAAAACCUCAUCUCAGACGUACGUUGGCAGUAUCGUAGUCCUAAAGAGUUAGUUGUGUCUUGUAAAUCAGGUUGUGCUGGCCCUACAAAGUACAUCCUGCACUUGGGAGGGAAGUGGUAAUUGUUUUUAGCUGGCAGGCUGGCAACAUUUUAGACAUGUUUGGGUUUUCCUCCAGGAGGAGCUUAAUCCUCCCACAUACCUCCUUUGCCCAGAAGACUUUUUUCAGGGUGGCUUGGCUCACUGUUGGUGGUUGGCAUUGUUGGGUGACUGCCAAGACCCAUGUUCCUCAAAGAGGCCCCCUGCCAGCUCCUAGAGUCUCCUCGUCCUAUUGGUUCUCUUUGCUGUUGCUGGCUUUUUCACAUGCUCCUUCUGUGUGAGCAAGCGGUUAGGGGAAGAGUGCAGUAACCUCCACAAGCCUUUACUCUUUCUUCUCUCUUGGAUACGGUUGUGAUUUAGAGAGGCAAGUGGCAACAGAAGUGGUGAGGAGGGCGUCUCUAGGAGCAUCUUGCUCAAGAGCCCCGUAACUCCUGGGAUCGGUACUGAGCUGGCUAAUCUCAUAGGGUAAGGUAGAAGUGACUGAAGGAAGAAAUCAACAAGCUUUUUAAAAACAAACAUCUUCCUUAAAGUAGCAAGUUGGCGUGUCAAAGUUUAUUGCGAUAAAGGCAGGGCUUUUUUUCAGCCAGAACCCACCAAGGCUCAGUUCCAGCCCCCCUCAGGUGGGCGCAAUUUCUAGAGAACAAGGGAUGUUUUCAUGGUGAGUUCCGGCACCUCUUUUUCUAGAAAAAUAACACUGGUUAAGGGUACUAUGCUGGGGUUUUUAAAAACCACAUUUUCUGCUACCUUCUGCACCUAGAAGCCCUUCUGCUGGUUAGAAUUCAGAAGUUUAUCUGGACUAAAGUUUCUCUCCAUACUGCCACCACCCCAUCUUCUUAAAUAGGCUCAUCCACCAGUCAAGUUAUUAACAUUCAUGUUUAUCAUUGCUAGGGUUACAUGUAUGUCUUUAGAGUUCUGGAAUUCUCUCUGGGGCUGGGAAGGUCUUAUUUCCCAAAGCCCUCAGCAGAGCUGCUUCCACCCUCAAAGGCUGGACCCUACUCACUUACCCAUUCAGACUGGUGGAUGCACAUAUUAUAAUCAGACCGUGUUCAGGUAAGAGCCCAGACUGCCCUCUUCCUGGCAGUGUUUGAGGUGCAUGUGGAUUUUUUUGAUAUGUGAAAUCUGUAGGGAGUUUGUCACACUUCUACAUUUUUACUUACUUUAUUUAAAAGCAUUUUUCUUGCUCUGAAGCUGAUUGAGGCUCCUCCCAAAGGAGGGUCAAUGAUAGGCCUGGACAAUGUCCAACCCUAUUCAAUGAAAAUAACAUACCAUUAAAACAGGGGUGGGGGGGAAUAACUAUUGAAGCAUUUUGCCACUGCUUCCUCUGUGGCUCACAUGUACUUGAGAGAAGGUGGAGCUCAGUCUCCGCUGUUCCUGUGGCAGCAAAGGAAGUUUGCAGAAUGCUGCUACUUUUAAGUCAAAGCCUUAACAUUUUUCAUCACAUGCUCUUGCAAACAUCUCCCUCCAAGAUGUGUGGUUUGCCUAGGAGGGAAAGGGUCUCUCUUUUUAGAGACUUACCUGCCUGUUGCUUUUUUGUAGGAAGGCACAUCCUGACUCACCUAAGCCAGCCAGGUUGGGCAUAUUCCCAUGACCUGUACAUACUGGCAAAGCUAACAUGCUGGGAAUGGGGAUUCUUGCCGAAUUAUGCCUCCCUCCCUCCCUGCCCCCUUUGAACCAACCCACCCUCAAGAUCUUUUUUAGAAUCAGCAACAUGGUGCAUGAGGAAACAGAAUUGUGCAUGUACAGUUGUGUGCGUGGGGUUUCUUUUCAAGUAUGGCUGAUGUGAAGCAGCCCUUGCAAAACAAUGGCAUUCAUGUUGAAUUGAGAGUACUGAGUUCAUCUUAAUGGCACUCUUUCGUCUUCCUAGAAGAAGGCAGAGGAUCAACAGUGCAAAAGCAUGCAGGUGUCUGGCCUGUCAUGGGUGAAGCCUGGCUCGGUUCAGCCUUUCAGCAAAGAGGAAAAGACACUACCUACUUAGUUCCUGUGAAUGAAGAAGCACUCAACACUUUCUGCAGGAAGAGGGAAUGUAAUGGAGAGCCAAACAGCAAAGCAGUGGCUUUCCUUCUUGACUUGGAUUAGUAAAGAGUUAAAUGGUAGCAAUGACUCAAGUAAAUCUGCUCAAUGGGAUUGCUCAGACUCUUCGUAUUUUACAUAUGUUUUAACUGCAGGUUGGAAGUCGCUCUUAAAAAGGCUGGACUCCAGUUAGUGAAGUCCUCCCUGGUGGGUAACGAAAGCCUCAGGGGUCUAAUAUCUGAGGCUCUUCAUUGGGUUACUUUUAAAAGCUUUUAACAUUUUCCUUCCAGGGGUAGGUUUUUUUAAAAUGUAAAGAGCAGGUGGGAAAAAUACUUUCCAGAGGUAAUCUGUGUUUAUGUAAACUAAUAUAGCAGAGUAAAAUACUAUAUUUAAAACUUUUAAAUGCAUUGGUUUCUAUUGUAAAUACAUUAGGAUAUGGAAUUUGUAAAUAGUUGGUUCUGAUUCCUUCUAGCCCUUUUAGGGGCAGUGAGGCUGAGAUUGGCAUGUAUGAUGUGUAUCUAAUUUUCCUUCCUCCCCCAAAUAGAUAUUGUCACUACAGGCUGCUUAUAACAUAACUGGUUCAACAAUCUUUAGACCUACAACCCAACUAGCAAAUCUCAAAGGAUUUUCAAGAAAAUAUAUGUAUAACCCUUUUCUUCAUGCGAUUUGCAGGCAUCUUAUACCAGUGGCCUUAAGAUGUGUCAAAGUAAUGUUAGAGGCAGCCUUAAUUUGCACAUUAGUCAGGACUGUAGAGCAUUGAGCUUUUUACCACUAGAAGAAAAAUUUGUGCUCUUCAUUGUGCACAUUUGUUGAUUUAAUAAAAUCUGUAAGGAGAGCUAGGUUGGAGACUGACAUGACUAAUGUGUUAAUAGUGGCAUCUUAAAAUAAAAGAUCAAUCAUGGUAAAAUGUGUCUUGUCACUCUUGUUCCUGGGAAACAUUUCAGUUCAUCAACUUCAGAAUUAAACAGAAAGGCCUCCUUAAAAUUUUGGUCUGAUCACUAUGGUUAGUAAACAUAGGUUGUCCCAAGACUCCUGUGCUAUGUGGCAGGCUUGGCUUCUAGCACGACCAAGCAUGCAAAUGUGUUGUAUACUGAGGUUCAUACCUGUUGGGUCCUGCAGGGGUGUAGCCUGAGACAGUAGUUCCUUGGUGACAGAUUACUGGUCUACUUAAAGAAAAAGGUUUUUGCAGCAGUGAUUUUUUAAAUAUAUCCCUAAAGGGCAUAGGCCUAGCAAUAAAUCAAUAUCCUAAGAUAAAUGCUGGCGGAAGUUCUAGAAACUACUAGUGUAUAUGUAUGUGUUAGCUGGUCACCUAACAAAGCAGAAGUAAAACGCUGCAGGCUUAAACAGUUUUGAU